Molecule: messenger RNA, 164 nt
Organism: Dentiscutata erythropus
Lineage: Eukaryota; Fungi; Glomeromycota; Glomeromycetes; Diversisporales; Gigasporaceae
Source: the annotation of a GenBank genome assembly
AUGGCAGAGACUCUGGAAAUGGUCCUCGAAGAUGCCCAAAGCAUAGUUACUUUAGGCACCAAUUCUGAUAUCUUAAAAAACAUCAAUACUACAAAGAUUAAUGUCGAAAUAUUACAACUUCAGCCCAAAUUUGCGAUCAUAAAGCAUUUUACAGAUUCAUUGAA